GUACCGCUUCCACUUUGACGACUACACGGUGCCCGACCUGUGCAAGAUCGUCAACAUCAAGAUCAAGGCCAAGGGCUACAAGAUGACCGCCGACGCCGAGAAGAACCUCAACGCAAUCAUCGACAAGAACACCACCGCCGACCUGCGCUCAAAGUACAACGGCCGGCUGACUGACAACCUGCUGCAGUGGGCGGCCGACUGCAUGAACCAGCGACUCGACCUGACUGCCUCGGGGGAGCAGCUCAUCACGCUGACCAAGGACGACCUCUCCGAGGCGAUCAAAAAGUUCCAGCUCGCAAGGCCGCCCCAGAAGAAGGACCCGGCGCUGCUCGGCGGCGAGCAG
Messenger RNA from Emiliania huxleyi CCMP1516, 343 nucleotides. RefSeq lists its product as hypothetical. The transcript is spliced from 2 exons. NCBI's taxonomy places the organism in Eukaryota, Haptophyta, Isochrysidales, Noelaerhabdaceae. The record is from RefSeq and is a predicted model, not a curated record. The annotation marks the transcript as partial.